This is a messenger RNA of Hydra vulgaris (swiftwater hydra), 426 nucleotides long. RefSeq lists its product as uncharacterized. NCBI's taxonomy places the organism in Eukaryota, Metazoa, Cnidaria, Hydrozoa, Anthoathecata, Hydridae. The record is from RefSeq and is a predicted model, not a curated record. Gene Ontology annotation, molecular function: nucleic acid binding.
AUGCAUGAGACGGGUAUGCAGUUUGAUUAUCGCCCUGGAAAAAUAAUUGCUAAAAAAAGAGUAAAGUAUCUACAUAGUCGUACUUCAGGUAAUCGGGAAACAAUUACUGUUUUAGCAUGCUUAAAUGCAACCGGUAACUCUAUUCCUCCACAUUUUAUAGUAAAAGGAAAAACUAUAAGAUCUCUGUGCAAUUUCAAAUGGAAAAUGCCCCUAACGGAAGCACAUGAAGUGUUUCAGACAGUGGUUGGACAAAGCAGGGCAUUUACAAAGUCAUUUCUUCCAAAUAUUGGUUCUGACAGACCUCAGUUACUCAUUCUAGAUGGACAUGACUCACACAACUUUGUUGAGUUAUUUGAUGUGGCUGUGGCAAACAAAAUACACAUUGUUGAAUUGCCUGCGCACACUUCCAACUGGCUACAACCAUGA